Drosophila yakuba is the source of this 1895-nucleotide messenger RNA. It is a transcript of the gene Dnz1, whose product is annotated as palmitoyltransferase ZDHHC3. The transcript is spliced from 3 exons. The record is from RefSeq and is a predicted model, not a curated record. Gene Ontology annotation, molecular function: protein-cysteine S-palmitoyltransferase activity. Lineage: Eukaryota; Metazoa; Arthropoda; Insecta; Diptera; Drosophilidae. Gene Ontology annotation, cellular component: endoplasmic reticulum; Golgi apparatus. Bases 343 to 1173 code for a protein of 276 amino acids. Gene Ontology annotation, biological process: peptidyl-L-cysteine S-palmitoylation; protein targeting to membrane.
UGCAAACGGUCACCCUAAAUAAAUAAAUGACAAUUUCAAGCGUAAAAUAAACCCUAUAAAGUCGAUGAAACGGUCGAUUUGUGAAUCGUGCACCCACCAGUAAGUGGGCAAACUGCGGCAGCCGACGAGACCGCCACCAGGAGCCUCGAAUCCCGUCCAGCAGUGGAUGGAGGAUCGCCAGACGAGCCGUGGAACUACAGCAACAAUUGUUAUUUUUCGCCCGUCGAUUUUCAGGGGGAGGGGGCUAGGAACAUCAGCCCCUUCGGUUUCUAAUUGAAUUAAAUAGAAGGGGCAGAGGCAAUUGCACCUAGGUCAGUCCAAUAAGACGCAGGCAGCAUAGCAAUGGUGUUUAUCCGGGAUCCCUGCGGCAUCGCUUGUCUGGUGGUCACCUACGGAGCAGUUCUCUACGCGGACUAUGUGGUCAUCCGCUGGAUCAUCCUGACCACCAUGCCGGGCAGCCUCUGGAUGUCCUUCCAUGUGGUGCUCUUCAAUACCGUCGUCUUCCUGCUGGCCAUGUCCCAUUCCAAGGCCGUGUUCUCCGAUCCAGGCACUGUGCCACUGCCCGCCAACCGUCUGGACUUCUCCGACCUGCACACCACCAACAAGAACAAUCCUCCGCCCGGAAAUGGACACAGCAGCGAGUGGACCGUGUGCACCCGCUGCGAAACUUAUAGGCCACCGCGUGCCCACCAUUGUCGCAUCUGCAAGCGGUGCAUCCGUCGCAUGGAUCACCACUGCCCGUGGAUCAACAACUGCGUGGGCGAGCGCAACCAGAAGUACUUCCUGCAGUUCCUCAUCUACGUGGCUCUGCUGUCGCUCUACUCCAUUGCCCUUAUCGUCGGUUCCUGGGUGUGGCCCUGCGAGGAGUGCAGCCAGAACGUGAUUGAAACCCAGUUGCGAAUGAUUCACUCGGUUAUCCUAAUGCUGGUUUCGGCGCUGUUCGGCCUGUUCGUUACGGCCAUCAUGGUGGACCAGCUGCACGCGAUUCUGUACGACGAGACGGCCGUGGAGGCGAUACAGCAGAAGGGCACCUACCGGCCCAACCGGCGCAAGUACCAGCUGCUGGCGGACGUGUUUGGACGCGGACACCCGGCGCUGUGGCUGCUGCCCUGCACUAGUUUGAACCACGCCUCCCGCUACCACGAUACGCCUCUUCUGAGCCACGAGGUCUAGGGUCAGGAAAUAUUCUUUAUAUUUUGUCCUUGCGUUUACUGUGCGGCUAAACGAGCCCAAGAGUGUUUUUAGUUUUUAAUCAAUGUGUGAUUUUUUAAACACCCCCUAUCCCCACCCACAGCCAGUCAAAUUGAAUCGUAUUUCGUAUUGUGUAUUAUAUGCAGAUUCCAACUUAAUUUAUGCUUUAGUUUAUAAUGUUUUAAAAUUAUAAAUAUAUAGAAAGCAGCGUCGCGGACAGCAGGAGCAUACUCAAAAUGAACACGGAUAUUUUAUAAGGAACUUUUGGCAGCUGCUUGUUUAAGAACACAUGCGUUGAUUAUUUCUACACCGAUGUGAAGGAACAUCAAUUAAUUCUUCGGCCACCCGGGGUAUUUUUUACCAGUAUCCAAGUAAGCAGCACAUUCUAGUUUGAGACGUAGAAAAAUCUCAACUGUAUACAAUACUACAUAGCUAGGAUUUAAGUCCUUAUAAAAGCAUUUACGAUAAACCCGAGAAUGACGCAAAUACCAAAAAUAAAACAGAGAUCAAACACUCAUCCAAAUCACUGUGCAGCAUUAGUUUGUAAUAAUUGUAAUCACUGUUUAGUUGUAGUUUAUUGUUCUUUUGACAUUUACGACCAUCGAGCAGCACUAACAAGAUUUUUAAUGUAACACCAACACCUCCGCAGUUUGUGUCCCUAGAACUGUUCCCAAUAAAGCUAACCGAUAUGCAUAAGUAAUCAA